Messenger RNA from Talaromyces stipitatus ATCC 10500, 582 nucleotides. RefSeq lists its product as uncharacterized. NCBI's taxonomy places the organism in Eukaryota, Fungi, Ascomycota, Eurotiomycetes, Eurotiales, Trichocomaceae. The coding region runs from base 1 to 582 and encodes 193 amino acids. The record is from RefSeq and is a predicted model, not a curated record. The transcript is spliced from 2 exons.
AUGGAGAAUGGUACAAAGGACCGGCCUGUUGGCCUAGUCAUGGACAGCAACCUGACACUCGUCAUAUACCUUUUUGCAUUGAUAGGUCUGGGGGUUCCUACCGUCCUGCUCUCGACACGACUCAGUGCCGAAGCUGUCAGACACUUGGUGCAAAAAACACGGACAAGCACUAUCCUCGUCCCGGCACGGUUGGAUGGCACGGCUGGUGAGGCCCUGUCGUCAUGGGAUACGAAUGAUUCUCCUCCGCCUUCGAAGUACUAUCCUGCUGCGUACAGGAAUUUCUUGACCGAAGAGGCAUCGUCAUCCACUGCGUUCUCACAGAACAACGUCAGCCGGAAACCGUUCUGCCUUCCAGAGGUAGGCACCAUCUUCACUGGUCCGUCGAUAACGCAGCUCUUGCGGAGCAGUGGAGCAAAAUCGCUGCUUACAGUGCCAUCAAUUCUCGAGGAAAUCGCUCUGCUACCAGACAAUGAGGAAAUCCACGCUCUGCAACAGCUACACUUUAUCGCUUUUGGCGGCAGAUUGCCCAAAGAGACCAUUGGCGACAAAUUAACAGCUGCCGGAGAACACCUGCCGGAGUGA